Molecule: messenger RNA, 9210 nt
Organism: Liolophura sinensis
Lineage: Eukaryota; Metazoa; Mollusca; Polyplacophora; Chitonida; Chitonidae
Product: protein crumbs-like
Molecular function (GO): calcium ion binding
Source: RefSeq, a predicted model, not a curated record
AUGCCCUGUUCCUCUCCUGUACAGAUUAUCUCCCUUGUUACGGCUUUUUCAGUUGUCCUUCUUCAGUGUGUUAUACCCGGAGAAGCCUACUUUGUAGAUGUCGACACAUACAUCCGCUUCCCAGCAAGCUCCGCCUCUCUGACAGGGGCAGAUAACUUGCUGGAAUUUCAGUUCAGGUUCUGCAAUGAUCGAGGCAUGCUGAUAUACCAAGAAGGGGGAGACAAUUUCUUUGCUCUGGGUGUUAAUUCUGGGAAGAUAUACAUUGAAUGGAAAACAUCUAACAAAGUUGUGGAGCUUGAAAUUGGAAAUGGUGACCUACAACCAGACAUUACAUACACUGUGGAAAUCAUAGGUUUACGUAACAGACAGGUUACCAGGGCAACCAUUAAUGGCCAAGUCGUUCUUGUUAACUAUCUGGUGCAACUGUCACUGGAGCUUGACCUUUCAGGAUUGACAGGUGACAUCUAUGUGGGCGGGUACAGAGAUGUCAGUCAACUGAAGAUUGACACGCAACGACUGGCUGCGUACCUGGUGACUUGUGUUGAUUACAUCACAGUGAAUGGCAGACAGCUGAACUUUACCUUGGCGGAGAGAACUGAUAUUCAGCAAAGUUGUCCUCUAGAUUUUUGUGCUGACCCUACCAUUGUUACCGUGACAACGAGGUCAGCCUAUUUACAGAUGGACCUGCCUCUGGUAACAAGGACCAAUACCAUUAUCAGCUUUAAGUUUAGAACAAGAAACAUCAUUCACGGCAGCUGCUCCACGUCUCAGACAUGUGACCCGUCAUGUCCUGCUCCACAGCAGUCAUGUGACUUAGCAUGUCAGUGUGCUCCAGGAUUUCAACCAAAUAGAACGCAGCCUACUCUUCUCUGCGAGAAUAUCGAUGACUGCUCCCCAGACCCAUGUCAAAAUGGCGGACUGUGUUUUGACGAGAUCUUAGACUACAGAUGCCAGUGUCCUGUUGAAUUCAAUAAAGGGAAAAACUGUACUAUUCCCAACUUUUGCCUUCCAAACCCUUGUUUGAACGGCGCCACCUGUAAUGACCUAUUGACUGGACACACUUGUAGCUGUGCUGCUGGAUUCAGGGGAGACAACUGCGAGAUAGAAAUCAACGAGUGUGAUGCCAACCCUUGCAGGAACUACCUAUCCUGUACGGACCUUAUAGCUGACUUCAGGUGUAAUUGUUUACCUGGAUACACAGGUAAAACCUGUGAAGAAGGCAUUAAUGAAUGUUUACCUGAGCCAUGCCUAAAUGAGGCUACCUGUGUCGACCUCAUCAACAAUUACCGGUGUGUCUGUGUUACAGGAUGGACAGGGGUUAACUGUCAGACAAACAUUAAUGAUUGUGUGGGCGAACGUUGCCUGAACGGUGGGACAUGUGUGGAUGGACUGAAUCAGUUUACCUGUGAAUGUUCACCUGGCUACACCGGCGCCAUCUGUGAAACGGAUAUCAAUGAGUGCGACCUUGGUGUCUGUCAGAACCAUAAUUCCUGUGUGGAUAGAAUUAAUGACUAUUUAUGUCAGUGCUUACCUGGUUGGACAGGUAAAAACUGCACAGGUAACAUUCAGGAAUGCGAGACUCACCAAUGCCAGAAUGGGGCCACCUGUAUUGAUGGAAUCAACACUUACAGCUGUGAGUGUGCACCUGGAUUUACUGGCGCCACAUGUGGAUCCGAAAUCGAUGAGUGUCAGCCUCGGCCGUGUCAAAAUGGUGCCACGUGUAAUGACCUACUCAAUGACUAUAGCUGUGAAUGUACUCCUGAGUGGACAGGAAAGAACUGCACAGAGGAUGUGGAUGAGUGCUCUCCCUUGCCUUGUCAGAACAACGCCACCUGUGUCAACGGCUUUGGGGUCUACUCCUGUCUGUGUGCACCCGGGUUUACAGGAACUGAUUGUGACGUGGACAUCGAUGAAUGCCUGACCACACCAUGUCAAAACGGGGCUUUGUGCAUCAAUGGUCGUAACAGCUACACCUGUGUCUGCGCUGCGGGAUACACAGGUGAGAACUGCACUGUGGAUAUUGACGAGUGUCUACCUGAACCAUGUCAGAAUGGAGGGACAUGUCGCGACCUUUUGGCCAGAUUCAGGUGCGAAUGUGCUCCGGGAUACACUGGGACUACUUGUGAGGAGGACAUUGAUGAGUGCCUGUUAACACCCAUGCCAUGUGAGAAUGGAGGGCAGUGCGAGGAUCUUGUUAAUGAGUACAGGUGUCGAUGUCCUGCUGGAUUCACAGGACUACGAUGUGAUGUGAAUAUUGAUGAGUGCCUGACCCCAACACGUCACAGGUGUCUGAAUGGAGCUACCUGUGUGGACGGAGUUAACGGGUAUAACUGUACGUGUGCACCUGGAUGGGAGGGGCAAUACUGUCAACAGGAGAAAGACGAAUGUGCCUCAAACCCCUGUCAAAAUGGCGGCACUUGUAAUGACCGGUUUAAUGGCUUCACCUGUGACUGUCCGAUCACGUUUACUGGUGUUACCUGUGAGACGGAUGUGGAUGAGUGUGUUAUAUCAAACCCUUGUGUUAAUGCAGGCUCUUGUCAGAACAGCUACGGUGGUUAUCGAUGUGAAUGUCAGUCAGGCUUCGUAGGUAAGAACUGUGAGACAGAUUUUGACGACUGUCUGAGCCAGCCGUGCUAUUUUAAUGGCACAUGUGUGGACCAGCUUAAUGGGUACGACUGUUUGUGUAACAGUGGAUUCAUGGGAGACAACUGUGAAGCAGUCAUUCGCUGGUGUAAAUUUGAGAGUCCGUGCGGAGAACAUGCCGUCUGUGUGGAGAAACCAGCCGGUGGCCACACAUGUUAUUGUAUGCCAGGCUACAUCGGUGAUAUGUGUGGUGAGGAGAUCGAUGAGUGUGCCUCUACACCUUGUCAUCAUGGUGCUAACUGUACAGACCAGGUGAACGGAUACACCUGUACAUGUCCACAAGGUUACACAGGGACAGACUGCGACGUAGAUAUCAACGAGUGUUCCCCUAACCCCUGUCAAAAUGGAGCUACCUGUUCAGAUAUGAUCCCUAACCAGUACCUGUGCAGGUGCUUACCUGGAUACACAGGAGUACAUUGUGAAACUGACAUUAACGAGUGUCAGCCCAACCCUUGCCCCAGCUUCCAGGUGUGUCAGGAUCUGGUCAAUGAGUUCAAGUGUGUUUGCCCAGAGGGUCGGACGGGUGAACGAUGUGAGACAUUUAUCGAUGACUGUCACAGUGCCCCCUGUCACAACGGUGGAACCUGUAUCGAUGAAGGAGACAACUUCCGUUGCUUGUGCGCCUACCCGUGGGCUGGACUUCAGUGUGACAUAGACACAGAUGUCUGCUUUCCAAACCCCUGCCUGCACUUUGGUACCUGUAUUCCUGAUGACUCGUUAGUGGACAGAUUCAGGUGUGCUUGUGCUGACGGGUUUAUAGGCCAGCGUUGCCAGGGCGAUGUGUACGACUGUUUGUCCAACCCGUGUGCAAACGGCGGAACCUGCGUGGAGAACACCGAUGGCCACCCAGGUUUUAAGUGCGACUGCCCGCUCUCCUACACAGGAGACUUGUGUCAGUACAACCGGUCUAACUGCGAACCUAACCCCUGCCAACAUGGCGGAACCUGCUCGCACAACAACAACAACGGAUUUCAGUGUAGCUGUCCAAGCACGUGGGAUGGAGAGCGCUGCGAAGUGGAUGUCAACGAGUGCAUAACGACGAUGCCGUGCAGAAACGGGCAGUGUGUUAACACUAACGGGGGCCAUAUCUGUCUGUGUGGGCCUUUCUGGACCGGUACCUUAUGUGACUCCGACAUAGAAGAGUGUAUGUCUAGUCCGUGUGAGAACAGCGCCACCUGUGUUGAGGUAGUGGGAGGCGCUCCUCAAUGUCUCUGUCCAGCAGGUUACACGGGUUCUACCUGUGAGGUGCGCAUCCAGCGGUGUUCUACAGCAUUGUGUCGUAACGAGGGCACCUGUAUGGAGAAACUGGAGGGUUACAUGUGCUUCUGUCCCCCAGGCUACACAGGGGGUCACUGUGAAGAGGAUGUUGAUGAGUGUGAUGUGUUGCGUCCAUGUCAGAACGGAGCCACCUGUCAGGAUCUGAUCAAUGACUACAGCUGUCAGUGCCCGGCAGGAUGGACGGGGCGUAACUGUACAGUGGAUGUGGUGGAUUGCCCCCAGGGGUACUGCCUCAAUGGAGCACGGUGUGUGGAUGGUCUGAACACUUACAACUGCCAGUGUGUGGCAGGAUACACAGGAACCCGAUGUGAGGUACAAAUAGAUAUGUGCAGUCAGUCCGCCCAGGUGUGUCAGAAUGGGGGUACCUGUGUCAGUCUCGUUGAUACCUUCAGGUGUGACUGUCCUCCCAGCUUCACAGGUGUGAAUUGUGAGACAUAUGUUAAUCCAUGCGUCCCUAACCCCUGUCAGAACUCGGCCGUGUGUGAGAGCUUCCCUGACCAGUACAGGUGUCACUGUCAUACAGGAUACACAGGUCAGAACUGUUCUGUGGACAUCUCAGAGUGUGCGGCACUGCCAUGUCAGAACGGGGGGAACUGCUCCGAACCCCUCCCCGGGGGCUAUGUCUGUGACUGUCCUGACGGAACAGACGGCAUCAACUGCCAGAACAUCAUCACAGCCAGCUUUGAUGGCAACAAUGCCAUUGAUUUGCUCCCUUUGAACAGAAUUUUCAGUCUGCGGAGGAAGAGACAGGCUGAAAGUCAACUGACGAUACAGUUUUCCUUCACAACAACGGUUGUGAAUUCUGGGAUUUUGGUGUUUGCAACAGGAACCAGUGUUGUUGGCAAACCUCAACACUUAAGCUUAGAGCUGGUGGACGGAGAAGUGAAGAUGUCCUUGGAGUUGGGAAGUACGUCGUCAGUGGGAACGUUACGAGUUGUGAGGAGCGCGGCCGGAGUUGUUAGUCAUAUUGUUACCGUCUCCAUUCGAGAAAAUGAUGCCAUCCUGACCCUUGACCCCGUGUCAUGUGAUGUCCUGGAGCUGUGUCAGCUGACUUUGAAUCACACCAAUGGUGUACAGCCUGUCAGUCUGAAUGAGAGGCUCUACGUGGGGGGGAUUCCUACCUUCACUCCGUACAUCCGUAGCAAACUGGACUCACUGGACGGAUUCACAGGUUGUUUGAGUAACCUCACUGUUAAUGGACGGAUGAUCAGUCUUCAGUCCCAGCCUCCUCCAGACAUUUCCGUCUUUCGUCUACGACGAGCCACCACAGCGCCCUCUAUAGGCUGCCAUCGUCACGUGCCCUGCCAGCCAGACAUGUGUCAUAAUGGCGGGACAUGUGUUGACCUUUGGACUCACAAGUUCUGCCGCUGUACCCCAGGGUUUACCGGAGACCUCUGUACCCAGCAGAUCAUGUCACAUUUCACGGGGAAUUCCUUCUACCAUUUUGGCGGAACUGAUGUAAUCACAAGGAUUAAGUUCAACUUCACGGUAUCAGGGUCGUCAGGAGUUUUGCUCUACACGUACAAACCUGACUCGAUGCUGAUCGUGGCGCUAGACCGUGGCCGACUGAAGCUCCACCUAGUGGUGGGGACAAGGAACUACCAGACGGAUGUAGGGGAGAAGCUGGAUGAUGGGGAGUGGUACACUGUACAGGUGCUCCUAGGUGCAGGACAAUACAUACUGGAAGUAUCUGACAGCAAGGGAGGUAACCGUGGGAGGACUGAGGGCAGUGUAGGGGGUGUGCUGGACAUUAGGCUACCUCUUUUUGUGGGUAAACUGCAUGAUCAUCCCACCCUGGACAGAUGGAGAGUGUUGAUACAAUCCCUGCCCACAUUCAACAGCAUCGAGGGUUGUAUCCGUGGGCUAAGCAUCAACACUGUGACCCUUGACCUCUCUGACCACACCCCUUCUAUAUUUGGCAAUGACCCACCCCUCCCAGAAGCCGGAUGUACGCGUGAGAAUGCCUGUCUGAAUUCUCCGUGUGAAAACAACGGUGUGUGUGUCAACAGCUGGGAAGGGCCAUCAUGCGAUUGUGCUCCGGGAUUCUUUGGCUGGAAUUGCUCUGCAGCGUCAUCUGCAACUUUUAAUGGCGAGUCCAGCUUUGCCGCUGUCACUUUGGACCGCAGGAUUUUUCCUUUCGGUGACAGUGGUGCAUUUGAGUUCCGAACACGCCAGCAGACGGCAACAUUGUUGUUGAUACAGCUGUAUAGUACCCAGGGCCGACCCAGUGAUGGCCUGGAAUUCCGGCUGUUUGAGUCCAACCUACAGGCCAGGGUGAUGCUGGCAGGCGAAGAAGUGAUAUACGACUUCAAGCAAUCUCUUUCGGAUGCGUACUGGCACAGGGUGGCCUGGGCAAGGGCAAACACAGAACUGACUGUAUCGGUGAAUGAGACAACAGCUGUUGUCACAGAAGAGUUUGAUCCGUUUUCUUCGAACAACAACAACACAGCCAGCGUUUACAUCGGAGCUAAGCCUUUCCUACCUGGUGACAAUUCCAUCGUUGUUGGUCAUUUUGAUGGUUGCUUACGAGGAGUUAAACUCAAUGACAUCAUACUGCCAUAUUUGGAUGGAGAGGGAUCCAAUCAGAACACAGUGACUCAAAACAUUCGGCCUGGUUGCCAUCCUAAAGAGGUGUGUAAGGAAGAGCCGUGCUCUGUCAAUGAAUACUGUGUGGACCGGUUCAAUAACUACACCUGUCACUGUUUGGAAGGUUGGGAAGGGCAGGGGUGUUCUCAGAGCGUGAACGACUGCGCCAGCGAUAGCUGCCUUAACAACGCCACCUGUGUUGAUGGUCACCUGGCCUUCACGUGCCUGUGUCCUGUCGGCUACACGGGUCCAAUAUGUGCUGCCAUUGUCAACCCAUGUGACUCCAACCCAUGUCACCAAAACAACUUCGUGAUGUGUUCCUUCGUCAUUCCUGCAGAUUUUACGUGCACUUGCAAACCUGGCUGGACGGGAAAAACUUGCGAGGACGACAUUGAUGACUGCGACAACAGCAACUGUCAGAACGGAGGAAGUUGUGUGGACUUGGUGAAUAAAUACAGGUGUGAAUGCCCAGAUGGAUUCUUCGGGAAUCUGUGUGAGAACCGUACUGUUUGCGCCUCGAGUCCGUGUCGCAACAGUGGAACCUGCAUACAAAAUGCAGACAACACAAACUUCACUUGUAAUUGCACUGACCAGUAUUUUGGUCGUCAGUGUCAGAAUUUCAAUACGUGCUUCCCAGAUCCCUGUCAGAACACUGGAGUGUGCACGAUGAGAAAUAAUUCCUACAUCUGCCAGUGUCCACAGGCUCACUACGGUGAUCAGUGCCAGUUUGUUGACGCGUGUCAUCAGAAGCCAUGCGGUAACAACGGAGAAUGUUUGCGCGAAGGGAAUACAUAUGUUUGCCAGUGUGAACCGGCUUUCACGGGGCGCAACUGCAAAACGGUGAUUAGCCCAUGCCAAGGAAAUAAUCGCUGCAACAACAGCGGAACCUGUGUUGCUGAUUCGGCCUCCGACGAUAACUAUAGGUGCUUGUGCCCUCCAGGAUAUACAGGGAAGAACUGCGAGACUGAUUUUAAUGAAUGCACCGCUGAGCCGUGCUUAAGGGGUGGGACUUGCAUUGAAAAACCGCAUAAUCCUCCAGAUGAGUUUUCACCAGGCUACAGGUGUGAGUGUGUGGAUGGAUUCAAGGGAGAUAACUGUGAAAUUCAAAUAGAUGAGUGUGAAACUCUUCCUUGUCAGAACGAAGCUCGUUGCGUGAAUCUGAUUAACGAUUACAGGUGUGAUUGUAACCAAGGCUAUGGAGGGAAGAACUGUGAAUUAGAUCAGCGUGGUUGUAGCUCCGGGCCUUGUUUGAACAGCGCUACGUGUGUUGAUCAUCUUGCUGGCAAUUACAGCUGUCUCUGUGAGAACGGGUUUUCCGGGAUCCGAUGCGAGACAAUCAUUGACAACUGCAACGGCAAUCUUUGUCUCAACGGUGCAACUUGUCGCAAUCUCAUAGGCGACUAUCGGUGUGAGUGCCUCGCAGGCUACACAGGAAAAUACUGCCAGACAAUUUUGGAUGACUGCUACCAGCAGCCGUGUUUGAAUAACGGAGCUUGCUCUUACAGGGGUCUGUGCUCGUGUGAGGAAGUUGUGACGGCCUGUGGUUGGACUGAUAAGGUAUGUCAAAGGUCGCAAUGUUUGGCACGAGCCCCGCGGUGCCAGGUCUAUACCAUGCCUUACACAUGUGACUGUCGCAACACGGGGUACGGUGGCGAAACUUGUGCGGAAGACGUCAACGAAUGUACGAAUACAAGCUCUUGUCUUAACGGUGGAAGGUGUGAAAACACGAUUGGAGGGUUCUCCUGUGACUGUACACAGGGGUACACGGGCAGGUCGUGUGAAGUAGAUGUUAACGAGUGUGACAGACCCGAUACCUGUUUUAACAGAGGUAUUUGCAUUAACAUACCUGGGUCGUACUCAUGCACCUGCCCUGUGGGGUGGACAGGUCCUGAUUGUGGGACGAACAUCAACGAGUGUGAGAGCAACCCCUGUAGGAACGGAGCGCCAUGUUUGGACAGGCAGGGUAACUUCAGCUGUAACUGUACAGGCACAGGGUACUCUGGCCACACCUGUGAGGUGAACAACGACGAGUGUUCGUUAGGUACCCACAGGUGUUCUGAAGGUUCUACCUGUCAGGACACGGAGGGGGGAUACACCUGUGUAUGCUCAGACAGGUUCACAGGUAACCUAUGUGAGACAGAGGUAGUCACACCUGUGGUCCAGGAGCAGGACAACACAACCGCCAUCGUGAUUGCUGUCAUCAUCAUCCUUCUUCUCAUUCUAUUGGUCGCUUUGUAUAUCAUGUGGUACAUUCGUAGAAGCCGACGAAUGAAGGGCAAGUACAAGCCAUCAGAAGUGGAAAAGCACUCCAACCCAGUAAUCCCCCUAGAGCGAAUGCUAGAUACUACCACAGGGGAGCGUCUGAUUUAAUGAACAAAAAGCAAUGAUGUUUGCAAAUGUGUGGUCCCUAUGAAUUAAAGAAAAAUUCACUAUUAUUUUUUUUUAAAUUUAUGAACAUAGUGCCUUAAAUGUUUUAUUAUUGUCGGUAUGUGUGGACAGAAGAUCAUAAAUGGUCUUCACAAGAUGCCUUACAGAUGAUGGAAUUAAUGGACAGGUGAUGACUAUCUGCAGUGCUGUAAUUGAUGAUGAUAUUAGUGGGGGUUAUGAUCUGCAUUGCUAUUAAUGGUGAUGGCAGUGAUGAUCUGCAUUGCUAUUAAUGGUGGUGAUGAUCUGCAUUGCUAUUUAUGCUGAUGACAUUAAUGG